AUGGUGCUUUUGGGAGUAGAGGGGUUAGUGUUGGGUAACUUGGGUUCUAUGUGGGCUGCAAUUUUGGGAACUUCAAGCUUUGUGGGUGUGUUGCUGGCCCUGAAAUGGGUCCUGGAGAAUGUAAAUUGGUGGCUCUAUGAAACCAAGUUGGGGGAGAAACAGUACUCUCUUCCACCUGGUGACUUGGGUUUGCCUUUCAUCGGAAAUAUGUGGUCUUUCCUCCGAGCCUUCAAGUCCGGCAACCCUGAUUCUUUCAUCAACUCCUUCGUUUCCAGAUUUGGUAAAAUGGGAAUCUACAAGGCCUACAUGUUUGGGUUUCCCAGUAUCAUUUGCACAGUGCCAGAAACAUGUAAAAGAGUUUUGACAGAUGAUGACGCAUUUAAGCCCGGGUGGCCUGUUUCCACUGUGGAACUGAUCGGAAGGAAAUCAUUCAUUGGCAUCUCAUACGAAGAGCACAAGCGUCUGAGAAAAUUAACAGCAGCUCCGGUCAAUGGUCACGAAGCAUUGUCUGUGUACAUGAAGUAUAUCGAAGAUAUUGUUGUAACAUCUCUGGAAAAAUGGGCCACCAUGGGAGACGUAGAGUUUUUAACUCAAGUCAGGAAGCUUACUUUUACGAUUAUUAUGUAUAUUUUCCUCAGCUCAGAGAGUGAGCCUGUAAUGGAGGCUCUAGAGAGGGAGUAUACAGUACUUAACUAUGGAGUUAGAGCUUUGGCAAUCAACAUUCCCGGAUUUGCGUACCAUAAGGCACUUAAGGCUCGGAAAAAGCUUGUUGCUAUUUUUCAAUCAAUUGUGAAUGAUCGAAGAGCUCAAAAGAAGUCUGGGAAUUCCUUGAAAAAGAAAAAUGAUAUGAUGGAUUCUCUACUGGAAGUUGAGGAUGAAGAAGGAAAAAAACUUACUGAUGAGGACAUCAUAGAUAUUCUGCUCAUGUACUUGAAUGCUGGUCAUGAAUCUUCUGGCCAUACCAUAAUGUGGGCUACCACUUAUCUGCAAAAACACCCAGAAUAUUUCCAGAAAGCAAAGGCAGAGCAAGAAGCAAUCUUGAAGAGGAGGCCUCCAACACAGAAAGGAUUGAAUCUUAAGGAAUACCGAGAAAUGGAGUACCUUUCUGAUGUGAUUGAUGAAACUCUUCGUAUUGUAUCUUUCUCACUUAUGGUUUUUCGAGAGGCAAAACAAGAUGUCAAUGUGAAUGGUUACAUCAUUCCCAAAGGGUGGAAAGUUUUGACUUGGUUCCGGAGUGUUCACUUGGAUUCUGGAAUAUAUGAAAAUCCAUUGGAAUUCAAGCCUGAUAGAUGGAAAAAUUAUACACCAAAACCAGCAACUUUUAUGCCCUUUGGAGUUGGAAGCAGGCUGUGCCCUGGAAAUGAUCUUGCCAAGAUGGAAGUUGGAAUUUUCCUUCACCAUUUUCUGCUUAACUACAAGCUAGAACGGGUUAAUCCUGAGUGCCCACUGAGGUACUUGCCACAUCCGAGGCCAAAAGACAAUUGCUUGGCAAGAGUCAGGAAAACUACAUGAGAGGAAGUUAGAGAAGCACGUACAGAGAAGGAUUGCUCUUGGUAUUCCAUAACUUGUUAGUUUAGUUUACAAAUAAUAUGUCAUUAACCACAGCUCCUUUUUUUGGCUACUUCUGAACUACCAUCUGUUACAAAUCAGGAGCUUAUCGUGUCCUUGUCAAUUUUAGUAGUCAAAUAGGUUAUAAUUUUAGCAGGAACAGUUCUGGCAUGCACACCCUGCUCUAUAAGAGCUGGUGGUAAUGUGCAUUUGAAGGCAGGUAGCAGGGUAUUGUAGGCCUUGUAGCCAUGGUUAAUGUUAUCUCUCAAUAAAUUAAGCUGUUGG
This is a messenger RNA of Fragaria vesca subsp. vesca, 1833 nucleotides long. Its product is annotated as ent-kaurenoic acid oxidase 1-like. The coding region runs from base 1 to 1512 and encodes 503 amino acids. NCBI's taxonomy places the organism in Eukaryota, Viridiplantae, Streptophyta, Magnoliopsida, Rosales, Rosaceae. Gene Ontology annotation, cellular component: endoplasmic reticulum. Gene Ontology annotation, biological process: multicellular organism development; brassinosteroid biosynthetic process; brassinosteroid homeostasis. Gene Ontology annotation, molecular function: heme binding; ent-kaurenoic acid monooxygenase activity; iron ion binding. The record is from RefSeq and is a predicted model, not a curated record. The transcript has 8 exons.